AUGGAUGCGCCGGUGUCAGUGGAUGACGGUAUGGAGGCGCUGACCUGCUCGUUUAAAAUUUACGGAUACGACGUGGCCAUACUGACCCUGCUGGGAUUGCAGGCAGGGAUUUAUUCGCCAGAAAUUGUUGUCCGUCAGGCGUAUCAGGUGGGCGGUGCAACAAGCGGUCUGGUGGAAACCCUUCAGGGGAUGAUCACCAGUAUCACGCCGGAUGCGCGUCCGUCCACCUCGCAGGCAGAAGCAGCGGUGUCGGUGGAAAUGUCACUGAGUUAUUACCGCCAGGCUGUCGAUGGACUGGAGACCAUCUGCAUUAUUCCGGAGCAGUUUGUACGGCGCAUUAACGGUGUGAAUGUGCUGUCGGAUCUGAAAAAAAUUAUCCGGGUGUGA
Molecule: messenger RNA, 387 nt
Organism: Cooperia oncophora
Lineage: Eukaryota; Metazoa; Nematoda; Chromadorea; Rhabditida; Trichostrongylidae
Source: the annotation of a GenBank genome assembly